Molecule: messenger RNA, 1831 nt
Organism: Bicyclus anynana (squinting bush brown)
Lineage: Eukaryota; Metazoa; Arthropoda; Insecta; Lepidoptera; Nymphalidae
Gene: Zip48C
Product: zinc transporter ZIP11
Exons: 7
Coding region: 159-1220 (353 amino acids)
Biological process (GO): zinc ion transmembrane transport
Cellular component (GO): membrane
Molecular function (GO): zinc ion transmembrane transporter activity
Source: RefSeq, a predicted model, not a curated record
CUGUCAGUUGUCAUGUCAUUUAAUCGGAUAAACAUGUGGAUUGUAGGUAUAAAAAGAUUGUGAAAGAUAACACAGUCUUACUACAAAACACAGUUUGAAAUAUGUGUUCAAAAUAGUACUUACUUCAGGAGCUGGCUACUUAGAUAUACUGUUCAAAAAUGAUCGUGGGAUACGGUGCAGUGACGCAGGCCCUGCUCGGGACCCUUCUGACGUGGGGUCUCACAGCCGCGGGAGCCGCUUGUGUGUUUUUUAUUCGAGGAAAACAUCGAAAGUUACUGGAUGUGUCGCUAGGCUUUGCCGCGGGAGUGAUGACUGCGGCCUCGUACUGGUCCCUACUGGAGCCAGCUAUACAAAUGUGCCAAGAGUCAGGCUAUUAUGGUGAUAAGGGACAAUAUGCAUUCAUCCCUGUGGCUAUGGGCUUCCUUUUUGGAGCCGUUUUUGUGUUUGCAACUGACAGAUUUUUGGAUUACCUGGGAAUCAAUUCAACAAACAUGAUGAUAACUAUAACAAAAAGCAAAGAAUCUAAAUCCAAAGAGAAACUAGAAGACUUAGAAAUGAUGACCGCUCUCAGGCGGCCGUCAAACCCUACAGUGGUGACACUGGAGGCGACUCCCGUGGAGUUCACCGAUUGCAUCUCAAACCAGCACACGGCGCAGAGGCGGCGGGGUCAUCACCAUUCCAUGAACUCAUUGAAAACAGACGGCGGCGAGGGCGACCGUCGCGAUAGCUUACAGCGGACGCUGGAAGCGCGACAGUCGCAGUGGAAGAGGAUAAUGCUGCUCGUGGUGGCUAUCACGGUCCACAACAUUCCCGAGGGGCUGGCGGUUGGCGUCGCGUUUGGUGCUGCCGCCUCUUCCACUAAAGCCUCCUUCCAAAGUGCCAGAAAUUUGGCGCUUGGGAUUGGCAUCCAGAACUUCCCCGAAGGCCUGGCUGUCAGCUUGCCACUGCAGUCGGCGGGCUUUUCAGUAUGGAGAUCGUUUUGGUACGGUCAGCUGUCGGGCAUGGUGGAGCCAGUGUUUGGUGUGCUGGGCGCUGUGGCGGUGGCGGCGGCGCAGCCAGCGCUGCCUUACGCGUUGGCCUUCGCCGCUGGCGCCAUGAUCUAUGUCGUCGCCGAUGACAUCAUCCCCGAGGCUAAUGCGUCUGGCAACGGCAAGUUGGCGACGUGGGGCUGCAUCGUGGGCUUCAUGGUAAUGAUGUGCCUCGACGUGGGUCUGGGGUAGUGCCCACUCGCCCAACCGCCCAAUCGCCGUACGUUCAUCGCUCUACGUCAACCUUAACGUGCACUGCCCCUUGGAUCAAAGGUAUUCUCCCUCUACAGACUCUUGUCGCCAUAGAUAUCGCAAAUUUGUUCCCUAGACAAUAGCAUUCGAGCAGUGGCGUGGACUCCAUAGAAGCAAUAAUGCACUGCCUACAUUGAACGCAUUAGGAACCUAUAUUGUAGACGGAAUGUUCUAUUUUACAGUUUGUACGUAUUAUGCGUACCCUAGUUAAAUACCCUAUGCACGCCACUAUUGGACUAUGGCUAGGUGCUUUUGGAGUUUUUUUGAUGCUGCCGCAUCUGAAUAAGUCGAUAGAGACUAUUCACAUGAUCAUAAAAUAUAAUUAGUCAUUUUGUGUGGUCUAGAGAUUUUUCGAUGUCAAAAAUCUUUAUUAUGGUACGCAUUUCGUUGAUUUAUUCAUAAGCUAAAUGUAAUAAAUCGUAUGGAAUACUAUAAAAACGUUUAAAAAUCUUAAUUGUGCAGGCCACACAUUAUUUAUAUAUUUAUAACAUAAAAUAUAUUAUUUUUACCUUUAUGACUGUGUUAAACUAAUUUCAUAAUAAAAAAAUCUC